CACAAUUCAUCACGGCAGACAGGAACCACGAGUUUUGUGUAGAAGUCCUACCCUAAGAUAGUUUCUCGGGUCUUCUACAAAUUAUUUGAUAAGUGUUGAUCUAGACAAAGUUCUGCAGAGAACUUUUCAAGACCAUUAUGCUUGCAUCAAGAGGGUUAUCAGCCUGCUGUUCUAAAGUGAUGCCAAUGGGGUCUUUUAGCAAGAGCCUACGUGCCUUUGGACCUGGUCACAUUUUGAAGAGCAGUGGCACAGGGAGGGGUGUUCAGAUAACAAGAAAGGCCACAGGAUUUCACAAGAUAUCCAGUUUCAGUGGCAGGCUAUAUCCCAGGAAGCUUAACACAGCAAGGUGUUCAACAGCAUACUGCACAUACAACAUGUGUAGCUUGAAGAAGACAAUUCCUUGUGCUGGAGAUCUUGGUAAAAACCUCUUCUUUUGUAGUAGACAGCAGGGGGUUGUCAACUACCACACAGAUAUGGGUAAUGCAGGUGGGAAAGAGGUUGUGGAACUUAUGCAGAAAAUAAAACAGGAAGUAUAUGAAAGCCUCAGUAUCAACUGGCUUGAUAAAUCUGACCCAGCAAUAUGUUAUAGAGAAUUGUACCUUCAAAGCGACAUCAACAGGUGUCUUUCUCCUCAUUUAAAAAAGGUCGAGACAGAACUGAACAUGAUAUUAGACAAAGCUCAUGAGGUAAAAGACUUGAUGGAAUUGAAGUCAUUGUCCACUCUGGUGCUUAACUUGAUACAGUUGGGUGUCCACUUUAUUCAUCCGGUGGUGACGUGGGACCUGUUGCUGACCUGUGUCCAGCGCUGUGGCACUGCUGACCUGCCAGCUCUGGUGCCACUAUCAGCAGUCUGCCAACAGUUGUUUAUCACAGAGAAAGCUGCUUGGAGAGGGGAUGUUAUAUCUGAGGUAGUGGAACGCUUCAAAGAUGUACUUAGGGAAAAUGAAAAGGGUUUUGAACACCAUGAUCUGGUAUCAGUUUUACAAAUAGCUGAAAAAUUGAGUCAUUUUAUGAGCGACAACAUGUUUAGGGAUGUUGCCAGUCGCAUCAAUUCAGAGGUGGAGAAGCAUGAUCUCGGUUUUCUCAACCAAAAUGCUGCCGAGAUUAUCAAGCAUGUUAUAUUGUUUAUGUCUGCCCCAAGAAAAUUUGGCCUUUACAGUCCAAAUAGAAGUAUAAAUACAGAUGAAUACUUUCCCCUGCAGGAGAUUGUCUUUUCCACUCUGCAAGCCAACAAAGAUGAUGUUGUCUCUGUUCUUGGCCACCAUAUCACACGGCAAGGUCUUAUGGUUAUUGGUAAUUUAAACCAUCGUGCAGUAAGUUUGGGUCGCAGUGUUUUCAACAGCUGUGUACAAUCCAUAUCUGGGUUCCAUGGCAGUGAACCUUUAAGUAACUCAAAAUACAAGACUGAUUUGAUACCCCAAGUUGAUGUUGAUGUAAAUAUGGAGAAAGGUAGUAGUCAUUUGCUGGGUCCAGAUUUUGGGCGUUUGCUUUGUGCAGUAAGCACUGGUUUGUUUAAGGAUACUGACUGGUGGAUCUUGCAAGAGGAACUCUUUCAAAGUUUACGUCAGGGGAGUGUCUUCAGCCUGAUAGAGGUAGCAGAAAUGCUACUAAGUGACCAUAGCAUUCUUUGGUCAGUCAAAAAAGCAAGUCAGAAAGAGUUCACAAUGUGUUUUCUGCAUUGUUGGAAUGACUUAAAUGGGCAUCCACGUGAAUUAAGAAUGAUUUUAGAAUGUAUUGCAGUGUUGGCACAUCCAUUUUAUGGCAUCAGGGAUAAUGAGCUGGUGUCAUUAUUAACCAGGCACUUGCAGAGUAGAUGUUAUAUGCUACCAGUCAGGCAAUUGAUACACAUUACCUCGAUCAUUAUUUCUUAUUCAUCUAAAGCCAGUCCACCAUUUUUAGCAAGACCAUUACUUGAGCGUUUGAAGUCUGGAGAUGUUCAUAAAAUGGUUUCUCUUCUUCCCCGGUAUGUUUUAAAAGCAUUUCGUGACUUGGAAGAAUUCCGUGUUAUUGGCAAACUACUCGAUGAAAUGUACUACAGCCUGUCUUUAAACGAUAUAACAAAGCCAGACAAGGACAACUUGAAGUGGAGCAGAAGAAAAGGAAUUGUUACUAGGUGGCCAAAAGCGGUUGACAGAGCCUGCCUUAAACAGAAGUACCCCACAGAUGCUUUCUACCUCAUUACCAGCCUCGAGUUUUUAGAAGCUCUUGAACCUCGUAUGCUCAGUGAGUAUUUUGAAAUAUUCCCUAUAUUGUUUUUACACAUGAGGAGUGAACACCUAGGAACUUUAAAUUUUCACAAGGGUGACUAGCCCUGGCCUUGCCAGCUUUCUUGGUUUUCUUGCAGUUAUAUAUAUAAUAAAGUGGUUUGUAAUCUCAAUUCGUUAUACGAAAUAAAGCGUUUUUUGUUUUCAGAAAAUAUUUGUUUCUAAAACUGAAAUAUUAAAGGAUAUUAAAGAGUUAUAAUUUGAAACCCAAGUACUGCAUCUUUAUGCAAAACUUUUUCGCAAAUAGCAUGGACCUAAUAUUGAAUGAUCAAAAUACCCUCGAGUCAUUUGACUGCUUUAUUAUAUACUAGUUGGGAUAACCGUAAUUAAAUACUAGUUAAAUAAUUGAAUAGACAGACACCUGGCUUCAUGAGGAUAUAAACCUCUCAGGUAAGAAAGGUGAAUGGGCUUGAAUUGUUAUCAGUUAUUGGAAAGUAUAGUAUAGUUUAUUGCCGAAUCCACUUGACAUAGGCAUAUAACCAUAGAAAGUAUAACAUUUGUGGUAGGUGGAGGUGGCAACCACUGUUGACAUAUUGGAGUACCUAAAAAAGUGGUGGAUGGAUAGACUUAUAUAUCUUU
Messenger RNA from Lingula anatina, 2843 nucleotides. RefSeq lists its product as uncharacterized. The record is from RefSeq and is a predicted model, not a curated record. NCBI's taxonomy places the organism in Eukaryota, Metazoa, Brachiopoda, Lingulata, Lingulida, Lingulidae.